UCUGUAGCCAUUAGAAUCUAUGUAGGCCUGUAACUGUGCCUUUAUAUGAUAGAAGACAACAGGAAUUAGCAGCAGACACAGAGCCUACAAUUAAAGUGUUUGGGUUGUUGCACACCGUGACUCCUCCGCUCUCUCAUGACCACCGGCUUUACCCACCAUGCCCGUGUUCUACUCUCCCGUUCCGGACAACCUGCAGAUGGGCCUUGCCUACAUGGGAGGCUCCGUAUUCACAAACAACAGGACAGCGGACAGCGACUUCACCAGGGAGCAGGAGGAUGCAUCUGUGGUCAACGAGCUGGUUUCUCACCUUCCUCUGCAAAUGCUCUUGUACUUCAACCUGUUUUACUUUCCUUGUUGGUGGUUUUCUGCUGUGUUCAUGUUGGAAGUGAAAUACUACUAUCUUCCUGGGUACUACCAGGCUCUGCUCAUAACCGGGUUGGUCCUUGUCACGGUGAUUGAAGUUAUCCGGCUCUACCUGGGCUACAUCGGCAAUCUUAAAGAAAAGGUGCCAGCACUGGCGGCUUUCUGGCUCCUGUCUUUGUCGUUCCAGCUGCCAGUGCUGCUGUUCUUUGUCACCGACGAAGGCAUCAUCAUCCUGCCUCUGGAGAGAGCCAUCCACUCCAUCUUCCUCAUUUUCCUGCUCGCCCAGAUCCUGGCUUCUUUCUUGGCGCUUCGGACCAUGACCCGAAAGCUCACCCUGCUUUUCCACAUGCGUCAGUUUGGCAAGGUGGAAAGCUUGCAGCAUGCAGCGAUGAGCCCCAUCUAUGGGCUUACCUAUAACCGCAGCGUGCUGCCGCUUUCACCCACCCAUGAAAUCUACAACUAAAGGCAGAAAACACCACUUCUCUGUUUAUCACGACAGUUUUCAUUUACAGGACUUCUAAUAAAACCUUCAUUGCACAUUUAAAAUCUGCACAAUGUCUGCCCGUUUAUGCUAUUGAAAUGUGUUUCAGCAUGAUAACUUCAGUGGAAGCAUGCUUUGAAAUUUGUGACUGACUUUUUUUAAGGGUUUUAUUUAUUAUGACUGGAGUGUGUUGAGCCCCUGUAUUUUAUAACGUUGUUUUCCAUGUUAAUAUAAGACGUAAAUAACAGGUGUGUUUAAAUGCAGUGUCUCAAAAGUGAGUACCCCCCAAUCUUUGUGUCAAUGUUUUAUUGAAUCUUUUCAUGGGACAAAUCUGAAGAUAUGACAAGGCAAGGCAAGGCAAAUUUAUUUAUAUAGCACAAUUCAGUACAGAGACAAUGCA
This is a messenger RNA of Fundulus heteroclitus (mummichog), 1244 nucleotides long. RefSeq names its product transmembrane protein 17A. Lineage: Eukaryota; Metazoa; Chordata; Actinopteri; Cyprinodontiformes; Fundulidae. The coding region runs from base 158 to 826 and encodes 222 amino acids. The record is from RefSeq and is a predicted model, not a curated record. The transcript is spliced from 4 exons. Gene Ontology annotation, biological process: non-motile cilium assembly. Gene Ontology annotation, cellular component: ciliary transition zone.